This is a messenger RNA of Electrophorus electricus (electric eel), 4649 nucleotides long. RefSeq names its product protein lin-28 homolog A-like. The record is from RefSeq and is a predicted model, not a curated record. Gene Ontology annotation, cellular component: nucleus; cytoplasm. Gene Ontology annotation, molecular function: mRNA binding; zinc ion binding. Gene Ontology annotation, biological process: pre-miRNA processing. Lineage: Eukaryota; Metazoa; Chordata; Actinopteri; Gymnotiformes; Gymnotidae.
GCAAAAAAGAGCGUCUGUUGUACUGCACACUCCAGAUCAUGCCCGUUACAUUAUGGUUUGUUUAAAGCAUUAUAUAACAUUUAUGAAGAGGAUCAAACACUUCCAUCGAAGGAUUUACACACUCCGAAGUUUGGAACAAGGGAGCCAAGGAAAAACAUGGCCGAAGGAGGUGUGGGGACUGGUCGAGGUAAUCAUCGGACGUCUCCCAAGUCGGUGGAAGGAACUGACCCCUUGCCCAUGUAUGGCACAGGCCACUGUAAGUGGUUUAAUGUACGAAUGGGCUUUGGAUUCAUAUCGAUGACUAGUCGCGGAGGAAAUCCUAUUGAUCCUCCAUUGGAUGUGUUUGUUCACCAAAGUAAACUGCACAUGGAGGGCUUUCGGAGUCUGAAGGAGGGCGAGACUGUGGAGUUCACCUUCAAGAAGUCCUCCAAGGGUCUGGAGUGUGUGUGGGUGACAGGCCCUGGAGGAGCCCACUGCGUUGGCAGCGAGAGGAGACCCAAAGGGAAAAGCAUACAGCAGAAACGAAAGCAAAAGGGUGACCGGUGUUAUAAUUGUGGUGGCCUGGACCAUCAUGCCAAAGAGUGUGUCCUCCCUCCUCAGCCCAAGAAGUGCCACUACUGCCAGAGCGCCAGCCACAUGGUGGCACACUGUCCGCACAAAGCACCCUCAGCCCCUCAGGGAAGACACUGCAUCGAGCCUCCUGCCUCGAGCUCAGGCCAAGUCCCACCCCCUCGCAGCUCAGACGUAGGCCAAAGAGCCUCCUACUCAUCUCAGGACUCCUCCAUACUCCACAAACCCUCUAGCUCCUCUGAGGAGCUCACAUCAAAAGAUGCCUCAUCACAGAGGAAGAAGAGGAAAAAAUGAGUCACUGUAUCAGUGCGCCAGUCUCUCAGGCCAUCCCACUUUCUCCAGGUCUCUGCCACAGGCACUCUGCUGCUCCGGCUCUGCAUCACACUCGUAGGUAAGCCCCAGGCUAAUGUACUGGACCCAUCAAAGCCUCAUGUAGAGGAGAGAACACUUGCUGCUGACUUUAUUCAUAAUCAACCAAACUGUGAACAGGAUUGGAGACCCAAAAGUGGUUUUCCACAGGAGACUGAUACCUCAUGCACAGCAUACAUCUACCUAGGAUGCAUUUUAUUUCCUUCUUUUAAAUAGCUCUUUAUUCUGAAUUAUGUUUUCUAACAUUUAUGUAGACACACUGAAUAGCCUUGGGCCAAAGAGAUUUGUGUUGUUGUUGUUGUUGUUGUUGUUGUUGCUGCAUAUUUUCAAGGUUUAAAGUUUUGCUCCAUAAACUGUAUGCAUGUCACUGAGUUUGACAUCCGCAGCCUUAUACAGUUCCUUCUCUUGUGGUUUUAGAACAAUAGUCGGAAAUCAAAUAGUGCCUAAACAACUUUUGUGUGGGAAUGUGAGGAUGUCAAAGAUAACAGUCAUGAGUCCAAACUUCAGACUUAUACAGAGAUUCAUUAUUGUGUUUUUGUUUACAGUUUUACAAGUAGGUUCUACAAUUUAACCAUCAUAGUAUUGAUCUACUUAAUAGAAAUACUUUUUUAAAAGUAUUGUAUCAAGUGUGUAGUUACACUAAAUCUAAUCUAGACUAGAUGUGCUGUGUUUCUUCUAUUUUUCAUCAUGACAUUUAAUUAUUGGUGGAACAAAGCCUUAUCCAGGCAUUAAACUAGUUCUUUUGCACUGAAGUGCAUGAAUAUAUUAUGGUGUGCCAGCACAAUAUUAGAUUAUUUUAUCAGAUGUGCUGACAAAUCAAGUCAAGCUACAGCGCCAAGCAAAGUCAGGAUGGGAAUAAGGUGUGAGAACAUUAACUAUCCUGUGCAGUCAGUAGGUAAACAUGAAGGAGCAAGGCUGGGCAAGCUUUUCAGUUUGAUCUAUUGUAAUCAAUGGCUCUGAUUACUUUUGAGAAAUCUUAAAUGUAGAGUAUUGGCUAAUAAGUACAUGGCAAUAACAGUAAUAGGUGUUUAUGUGAAAUUAUUAUUUUUUUGAUCAUUUAUUUAAUUAAAAAAAAAAAAUUAUUGGGGGACAUUUUAAGAUUAAGUAAUGUAACUGGGCAAAGUAACAGGGCUUUUGCUUCCAGUCCCCCAGUAGUAUGUUUUCUCUCGAGCAUGUGUAUGUGUUUGUGAGGUUACGGCCUGAUGCUGCUGUCUUGGCCUAGUCACUCUUGAAAAAGAGCAUUUUUUUACCUCAAGGUUCUUGUGUGGUAAAAUAAAGGUUAAAUCUUGUGACUAGACUUACAUGCUUGUCUCAUAUUGAUGUGUUAGACACUGAAUUUGGUCCAAUCUUGAAACAAUCAUUUAGAAACAACUAGACCAUCUGUAGUCAAAAAUGUUCAGCAAUGGCAAUUAUUUAAUGUUUACAACUUAUUUAUAAGUAUCUUAAAAUGUAAGAAUAUGAAUCAUACAAAAACAUAAAACUUUAAAAGAAUGAACAGAAUCUUGUUAUUAUUGAUAAAUAGCCAAGGUUUUAUUUAGCUUUUUUCUAAAGGCAACUGUCACACAUUUGUAUAUUAUAUGUGGUACUGCAUUCAAACAUGAGCCAAGCAUAAGCCAAGCUAAACCCCUGACUGUUAUUAGAUGUACACGCCUCCAUAUGACUAAACAAAAACUUCUUGGUGGGAAGAAUUUCUCUCAGGGUCUUGAUAAUCAAAAAGUAUGUUAUAUCCUUUCAUUUGCAGAUAGUUAAAUUUAAUUGCUAAAGAGGCUGCUUGUAUAUUUUUAUAAGUUUUGUAAGAAUUAUUUUAGAGUUGUAUAAUUAAUGCAAUAUUUCUAGGACUGCACAUAUAUUGAGGUUUGGAAACUUUUGUCCUCCUGGUGGCCACAUAGGAUAUUUUUCUGAGUAAAGAGAUAGUGGUGGUGAUUUUUUUUUACUCACAUGUUUUAUUUAACUCGUGUGUUAUUUAACUUGGACAUAAAAAAGCAAUUAUUGCCUUGGACAAAUUAUAUCUCAAAGCAGCACAGAAAAAGAUAUUAAAUAGCAUUUACUGUGAUGUGCCUCUGCUGUUGAUUCAACAACACUCAAGUCAUUUGCAGUGGAAAAAGGCAAUUAGCCAUGUGUGUACUGAUCUUAUAACUUGAUUAAUGCAGUGAUGUCUAAAUGCAGAGUACCAAGGGUUUGAAAGGUUUCUGUCAAAGCCCGAUUUGAGAAGUGACAAAGCCAAAUCAAUGCUGGACUAAGUGAAUGGCAUGUGUAGAUAAUGUACAGUUUAGCGUUUGCACUUUCCUUUGAAAGCCUGUGUAGUUGCAGUACUCAAAGCUGUUUCACCAGCUGCACAAAUGCCCGUUGGGGCCUUUACAUGUGACGAGACAAGCUCCUAGAUCUUUUUUUCCAUUUCCCCCCCCUGUGCAUACUAACUGGGCAAAAGAGUAGAAACCUUUAUUCUAAAAUAUAUAUAUAUAUAUAUUUUUUUUAUUAUUUUGGACACCAGAGGUUUUCUCUUACCGGUAAUGAUAAAUUGUAACUGCUGGCAUGAUAAUUUGAAUCUUAAAUAUUCAUCAUUAAUAUUUUUAUUAAUUGAUUGAGACCAAACACUGACAGAAAUUGAUUAUUGUGACUACUAAUAUACUUAUGUAUUUUUUCUACCAAAGAAUUUCAAGUUUAAUAGCUAAAUGAGAAUGAAGCACUGCUUUGCCUUGCUUAUUUAAUGUGUCAGCAGUGCUUCUCUGUUUAUUCUGAUGACCUCAACAGACUUUUAUUUUUCUUUAAUGAAAAUUCAAUGUUAUACUGGAUGUUUUGUGCUGUAACAGACAUGCUUGUGAUAGUAAUUUUAUUUAAUUACCACUCAUCUCUAUUUGGAUAAAUACACUAAGUGGACAUGACCUCAGUGAUGUGUCAUUCUGUAGCAUGCAGUUUUUUCUUGGACUGGAAACAUAAAUUUUCAUUUUAUAGCCUGCUAAGGGAGAACACUGACCUAAAAGAAAGUUCUGCAGCUUUCCAUGGAGCCAAAGAUACUUGAAGUUUUUAAUUGUUUGAUUGUUUUUGUUUUUUAUAUUUUUUUAAUAGAACACAAAUGUGAUUGGAGUCUUUAUGACAUUUCAUGUGUGAUUACCACAAAGCAUUACAAGCAACAAUACAAUUUCAGCCUUAUAAGCCAUGAUUAAGCAUUUAGCAUGAUCUGGGGUAUAGAUAUUGAUCAAAAUAAAUUUCUUGUGAAAAGUAAAUAUUGCAUAACUGACUGAACCUUCAAUUGUUUGUUCAAACCACUUCCCUGUUCUUGCCCUGUCCCUGAGCAGACCCAUCACAAUUACAGCCUGUAACUUUUACCAAUAUUUAAAGGGUAGCGUUAAUAGUAGACAUCUAAUUGAAAAUGUACACUAUAUACGCUUAAAGAGACAAUGCAUGACAUUUUUAUAUGUGUCAGAUAAGUACUUUUUAAACCUUUUUUAAAAAUUAUCAGGACAGACACAAGUACACAAGUUACUGGUUUAAGAAUACAAGCAAAAUAAAAUGAAGCCACUCAAGUGAAAUAAAAUGUGGAAAAACCUGUCAAUUGUUUUUUUACAUUUGCUGUCAAAGAUCUUAAGCAUAUUCACAAAAGUAGUCUACAUACUCAUUUAAAAUAUAUAUUUUGACCAGACAAUAUACCAAAUAUAUCAAUAUCAUCUGCUGAAUUGUAAUGUAUACUAUUUUGUAUUCCAUAUAGGAUA